CUGCAGCAGCAGAGUUCAGCUCUACCUUUUUUCUCAUCUGACAACUUUGGCAGCACGGCGACAGAAACUCUGAUUAGGACCGGCGUAUCGCUCUCUCAGCUUUUUGACCGGCGGGAUCUCUGAAAGACCACUGAAGAAGAAGAAGAUGUUGAGGCGACGGCCCUCCAACGCCUCGGAAAAGGAGCAGGUGCAGAAGAAGAAGCUCACUCUGCAGAGGUCCAGCAGCUUCAAGGACUUUAUGAAGCACAAACCCACCUCUCCUGUUGUGUCAGAGAAGGAGUUUAACCUGGAGGAGAAUGUGGCAGAAGGCGUAACAGCAGAGGAAGCAGUGAAAAGUGGCAGCAAACUGGGAAAGAAAUGGCGCAACGUCAUCUCUCGUACCAUGACCCGAAAAACAUCCAAGAUGGUGCAGAAGGCUCUGGCUGAAGAGGGGGGUGAGAGUGGCGAGGAGCUGUCUCCGGUCUAUUCUGAUUUCCUUCCAGAUCUGACGGCAGGACAGAGGACGUCUGUGUGCUCCACGGGGUCGGAGGACACGGCGCCGAGCCCCAUCAGCCGCCAACUCUCAGGCAGCAGCGACAGACAGAGUCUGGACAGCGGCUACUGCCAGAGGGACAGCAUGAGGCUGGAGGAGAACGGCGUCUCCUACAACGGACCGUUCUGUGGUCGAGCUCUGGUCCACACUGACUUCACUCCCAGCCCCUACGACGUCGAGUCGCUCAAACUCCAAAAAGGUGACAUCAUCCACAUCAUCGAGAAGCCUCCUGUGGGGACCUGGACAGGGAAGCUCAACAACAAAGUUGGCUCCUUUAAGUUUAUCUACGUCAACCUGCUGCCUGAUGAGAGCCCCCCAGUCAGGAGGAGACGCUGCAACAGCAAGAACCGAUCCAAAUCCAAACCCAAAACCCUGGAGGAGGUCCUGGACAGCAUCGGCCUCACUGAGCUGAGUUCUCUGCUGUCCAUGCACGGUUUCCAGAGCCUGGAGGACUUUGCAGGACUGAAGGAGUCUCACCUCAACGAGCUGAACAUCACAGACCCGGACGAGCGCUCCAAGAUCCUCAACGCUUCUGAGCUGCUCAGAGACUCUGAAGACGAGUCUGAGCCAGAAGAGGAGGACAAACCUGGGGAGAAUGCCAAGGAGCCGAGGGACUCUGGCUGCUUCGAGAGCUCCGAGAACCUGGAGAGUGGACGCGAGGAGCCGAAGACGGAGGAGGAGCUGCAGAACGGAGCCUCGGAGGAGCAGACAGACCAGGAGGAGUCAGAGAAACAGGAGCAGCCCACAGAGCAGCUGGACGCUCUGCAGGAGGAGCUGCAGGAGCUCACGGUGGACGAGGGAUCUUGAGAAGAGACAGAUUUUUUUUUUGUUUUAUUCCUGAUUCUCAGGGACUCUGUGGACAGAGGUGUUUGAUGCCAUUAAACAAAGUCUCUUCAUUAUCAGAGUGGACUGUUCAAAUACUGUACGAACAUUAUCGUCUCCGGUUUUACAAAGUGCACUGCAAAACGAGCAGCUUUAUGAGAAUGCCGUUUAAAUAAAUUUGUUGUGAGUGUUUGUAUUUGUGAGUAUUUUAAUGUGAGGUGUCUGUUAAUGAUACAAACAAAGCAUUUAAACUUGUUCUUUCUCUUCGUUAUGACGUCUUAAAUGCGUCACGUCUCAUACAAAUAUGAAUGUAAAAUAAUUUCAGAUGUUUUUCAUGUCACUUGAUUUUAACUGUUACUUUCAAACUUUCAGUACCUUUUAUUUGUGUCAGAUUUAUGUUGAAUGUUAUGAAGUGGUUUGUUGACAGUUGCUGUAAAUAUAACUUGAAUAAAGCAUAUUU
This is a messenger RNA of Centropristis striata (black sea bass), 1814 nucleotides long. RefSeq names its product SAM and SH3 domain containing 3 (gene sash3). The record is from RefSeq and is a predicted model, not a curated record. Bases 146 to 1339 code for a protein of 397 amino acids. The transcript is spliced from 8 exons. Lineage: Eukaryota; Metazoa; Chordata; Actinopteri; Perciformes; Serranidae. Gene Ontology annotation, molecular function: protein binding.